UUUAAUUGUUAAUUAGUUGUGUCGACCUAAAAAAAAAAUAAAAUAAAAUUAUAAAAAUUGCAAACAAUUUUUGUGUUGUUUUUUGCAAAAUUAUUAUUAUUAUUUGAGAGACAAUUAUUAUUUUUAGUAAUAUUUUUCACAUACAUAUAAUAAUAAUAUAUUGUAUGUGUUUGUGUGUAUGUGUGUGUCCUAUCAAUUGAAUCAUUAACUAACCCCAUAUAUACUAGUAGUAGUCCAUCCAUCACAUCCAUCACAUCCAUGGGUGGUUUCAUGGCAUCGGAUCCCAGUUUAAUGGAUAUUAUCCAAAGUACGGCACAGUUUGCCAAACAAAACUAUUUGUGGCUUAAAUCCAAUUAUAAGUUUCCCGACAAUACACUGGACGAUCUACGGGAAUGUGGCCAACGUAUAGCACCGGUCGACUAUAUAACUAUUGCCCUAAUGGCCAUUGGCUGGACUAUUGCCCGGAACGCUACCAGUAGUUACAUAUUUAAGCCAUUUGCCCGAUCGUGUCGUAUAAAGCGCAAGGAUGUUGAGAAAUUUCCGGAAAGUGCCUGGAAAAGUUCCUAUUAUUUAUUUACAUUUUUAUAUACCGUAUAUCUGCUAUUUGGACAAAAUUGUUGCCAUUAUUUUCUGGAAACCCAUAAUAUUUGGUCAGAUUAUUCAGUGGACGAUACGGUACCGACAAACAUACGGUUACUCUAUUUAGUGGAAAUCAGUUUUUAUAUACACUCUAUAUAUGCGGUACUUGUGUUGGACGAGUGGAGGAAAGACACAUUAGUUAUGUUCAGCCAUCAUAUCAUAACACUGACACUGUUGUCAUUAUCGUUGGCCACUAAAGCCCAUAGGGUGGGUGUGAUUGUGUUGCUAUUGCACGACGGCUGUGAUGUAGCCAUGGAAGUGACCAAAUGUUUGCUAUUAUUUAAAUACAAGGGUAUUGUCGGCAAAUUGAUUGAUGGACUAACUGCUAUCAGUUUUAUAACAUUUGUCGGCUCAUGGAUUAUCUGUCGGUUAUAUUGGUUUCCAAUGAAAGCUAUUUAUACGAGUUCUGCAUAUUUUACUCAACAAAAUACCCAAAAAUUUCCGUUUAUGUUAGUAUUGUAUACAAUGCUAUGGGUUAUACUGGCAAUGGAUGUCUACUGGUUUAUCUUUAUCAUCAAAUUAUCGGUGAAUGUUAUAACUGGUAAAUCAAAGAUUGAAGAUAAUAGAGAAUAUUCUGUAAAUAAGUCAUCAAAAAGUAAUCGCAAUAUUAUUACUACAACUAAUAAUAAUAAUACAAAUAAAUAUAAUAAUAAUAAUAAUAACAAUAAUCAAAACAACAAGAAAUUGGUGACAAAUAAUGGUAGUGUUUAUACCCGAAGAAAACUUCAUUAA
Molecule: messenger RNA, 1371 nt
Organism: Oppia nitens
Lineage: Eukaryota; Metazoa; Arthropoda; Arachnida; Sarcoptiformes; Oppiidae
Product: ceramide synthase 1-like
Exons: 6
Coding region: 259-1371 (370 amino acids)
Biological process (GO): ceramide biosynthetic process
Cellular component (GO): membrane
Molecular function (GO): sphingosine N-acyltransferase activity
Source: RefSeq, a predicted model, not a curated record